Messenger RNA from Adineta ricciae, 675 nucleotides. NCBI's taxonomy places the organism in Eukaryota, Metazoa, Rotifera, Eurotatoria, Adinetida, Adinetidae. The record is from the annotation of a GenBank genome assembly.
AUGCCACGUGCAAUGGAUAGUUAUCUCGAUUUGAAAUUUUUAGCUAUUGGCGACUCAGGAGUAGGCAAAACUUGUCUAUUAAAUCAAUACGUUGAUGGGAAAUUUACCAAACAGUUGGGAACAACCGUUGGGAUCGAUAUUCGAAAUAAAACGAUACCGUACAAAUCAAACAGAACCAGUAACUUAUAUACUAUUCAAUUGCAAUUAUGGGAUACGGCGGGUCAAGAACGCUAUCGCAGUCUUACUACUUCGUUUUUUCGUGAUGCAAUGGGCUUUUUCCUAGUUUUCGAUGUUACGAAUGAAACAUCAUUUCUCAACGUACGUAAUUGGAUAGGUGAAAUUCAAGCGAAUGCCUAUUCGGAAAGUGUCGAUAUGAUACUCGUUGGAAACAAAUGUGAUUUGGAAAGCGAACGAAUCAUAACGAAAGCUCGAGCAUUAGAAUUCGCUCGACAAUAUAAUGUUGAUUAUAUAGAAACAAGUGCAUUGAAUAAUAUCAAUGUUACCGAGUCAGUCGAACUAUUACUAGCGUUAGUGAUGAAACGUUUAGAUGAAGAUGAACACUUCUCUCGAACGAAAUCCAAUCUCUCAAAGAAGACAACGGAGCCCAUCGAUCCCGAAGCAUUAAAAAACAAUUUCAAAGCCAAAACUGAUAUUUCGUUUUGUUGUAAUUACUAA